AUGUUUGACUGUUUUUGUCUUUGGCCAACGCAGCCGGCGACCGUUGCGGACAAAAACGUGCCAUUUCAAACUUUUCCCAAUCAGCGUGUACCGUUGCCGGUGGACAGCUCGCCGUACGUUGCCGAAUUCCUGCACCAGCUGCACGGUUACCUGGUGCGGUAUGCACCGUACCUUCACCGGUACGCUCUGCUCAUCAACGCCAUCGAAACGGUGCUGUCGGUGUAUGCAGUGCUGACACAGGCCGGCUGGGACCAGCGGCUGGAAUGGCGUCCACUGUGGCACAUUCCGAAGUAUUUGCGAAUCAAUUUUGCCCUGGCCGUGUCGCUGCUAACCAUCUACUCGAAUCUGGCAGCGAUCGUUGGUUUGCUAACGUAUCGAACGUUUCUACUCUGGUCGUACAUUUGGCUCCAUCUCGGCACGUUUGCGCUGGAACUGUGGUACCUGAUGGGCAACGAACGGACUACGCUACCGCCGGUUUGCUUACGGAAGUUUGACCUAAAUGUUUGCCAAAACGAAAUGGACAAAUGGCGGUCCCCAUUGAUGGUUUUCCUGCUUGGCUUCCAUCUAUCGAUAGUGAUCGCUGUAUACCUGCACGUAGAUGACCUAAAGCCUGUACCAGGUACGGCACACGGUAUGGAUUGGUACGGUCUGCGUUCGUUUUAA
This is a messenger RNA of Anopheles marshallii, 663 nucleotides long. RefSeq lists its product as uncharacterized. The record is from RefSeq and is a predicted model, not a curated record. Lineage: Eukaryota; Metazoa; Arthropoda; Insecta; Diptera; Culicidae. Bases 1 to 663 code for a protein of 220 amino acids. The transcript is spliced from 3 exons.